AUGGCUUCCACCGGCACUUACAUAGCGGAGUGGUUUCGCCACCACCUUUCUUCUGUUGUAACCUUUCAGAAGCAGUUUGUAGAUGAUGUCUCUGAGAAGGUAAAGGAGCAGAAGGCCCAGUUUGACCGACACGCCCGCGAAACGAAGGAGCGGGCAGUGCAGCUCCACCUGGAUGAGCUGGAAGAGAAAUACCUCUGUUGCGUAUGCGGAAGAGGCGGUGAAAUACGAGAGGACGAUGAGCUGGUAUACAGCACGUAUUCCAUGAUCGAGUUGCCGCCCCGGGAGAUGCUAGAGGCAGCGGUGCGCGAGGAACUUGCCGACGCUGAGAUGUCGGACGAACGCAUCAAGCAGCAGCAACGCAUGCUUACUUUUCGGCAGCGUCGCUCUCAACAGUCCUCUACGAAGCCAGCAGCCACGUACGACAGUGGCACCAGCAGUGAUUCCUCCUCUGACGUUUCCGUUGCACCAUCUGGCGGGCGUCCUGAGAGAACGAGGAAGGGAAAGCACCAGCGAAGAAAGCAUAGGUCUUCUCAGCACAAGCGGGCCAAGUCAUCCUCUCAACGCCAUGUGGUGUCUUGGCCGCGGCGCCAGCGUGAAGAGUCAGAAGGCCAGCACUUCGACUACGAUGUCCGAGACAAGCACACCACCCUCGACACCUCUAAACCGAACACUCAAAAGUCGCUUUCUUCGGACAAUCCCCCCGCACGCUCUGUAGCAGCAUGUAGUGGUGCGAUGGCGAUCCAGACUUCGGACAUCGCGGUGAUGGACCCCGAUAUGGUCGGUCCGCUCGAUGUGCGAAACACGGUUUACAAGAUUCAACACGCGGUGCUGCACAAGGAGGCCCGUGUGCGCCGCAAAUCUGUAGUGGUGCACAAGGACAAGGGUCUGAUGACGAUUGAGGAGUCGGAGAUCGAGAUGUUUUCGCACUUUUUUCAGCGCCCAGUUCACGGGUAUUUGUGCACGGCAUGCUACACGUGUGCCCGACGUCGCCUUGACACUCUCACGCAGCAGAUCCGUGCCAUCCUCUUUAAAGCAGAGCAUCCGAUUCUACGCCGGUUGCCGGCUAAAGAGCUGGAGGCUUUGAUGACUGGCAAUCAGGUACCAACUACCUUCAUUCAGAGCAUUUUGGCCGUUCAGAGGCGGUGGACUCGGCUCACGGACGAGCAGCGGAUGGAGUUGCAUCGCGCAGAGGCCGGCGCAGGUCCGGCGCAGGGUCCCACCCGUGCUUUUGCGGCCGAAGAACGCGCGAGGGGGACGUCGCAGGAGAACGACGCGACGACCCUGAUGACAGCUUUGCCCGACGAGAGCAUCCUGAUCCUCCGUGAGGAGGUGCGAUGUGGCGCCUGCCAGCGCCGCCUGGCGUGCUUUUUCGAGCCCAAGUCCGUUCUCUUUCUCUGCCAGUUUUGCACUGCCCGAGAUCGCUUUUACCGCGAGCACGCCGUGUGCAUCAACGAUGAGGCAAUGCCUCUGGCUCUGACGCAUCUCUUGCAGAGUUUGGCGCUCUACUACCGUGGCACUCAUCAGCAAAUGGAGCUCCGCCAAGCACCGCUGUCAGCCAUUCCAGAAGCACAAACUGACUUAUUCCCACUCACGAAGAUUAUGCGUGAAACAGAGGGUCUGUUUGCGUGCCAGGCCCCGGCUGUCGCCAACGCCGAUCUUCAGGGCUGCCAAAGGGUUGCCGAGGUGGAGCCGACGCUCAGCGCUGAAACCUCCACGCACGGUACUGAGGUGCCCGUUGCAAGGCCAUGCACUUCAGCGGCCUCAACACGCUGGGUAAGUGGGUCGGCAGUACCACUUCAGGAACUGCGCGAACGGGUUGGAAGGACGAUGAUCAGCCUAUUCGAUGGAGUCCAGGUGGAGGGGUCGGGAGUGAAUCUUUUCAAGAACACUGCUUCGGCGUCCUCUGCAUCCAGUGUUUCGGAUCUGUUCCAGUCUGCUCCAGUACCGCAGCCGCCGCUCUUACCAAAGGACGGGAGUUCGGUUGGGCAAGGUGGCGCGCGUGCCGCAGAACAUUUGAUGGGCAAUGGCAGCACAGCAGCAUCGGCACCGCCUGCCGCCAUUGUAUAG
Leishmania braziliensis MHOM/BR/75/M2904 is the source of this 2067-nucleotide messenger RNA. RefSeq lists its product as hypothetical. Lineage: Eukaryota; Euglenozoa; Kinetoplastea; Trypanosomatida; Trypanosomatidae. The record is from RefSeq and is a predicted model, not a curated record. The coding region runs from base 1 to 2067 and encodes 688 amino acids. The transcript has a single exon.